AAAAAAUACUCACAGGAAGUAGAUAGCUAGCUAACUGCGUUAGCUUUUCCGCCGGGUUGUUUCUGUCAAGCUGCUCAUAUCUGAAAAUACAUUUUGUGUGAGCUUCUAGAUCGAAUGACAGCGACUCCGUUGACUGCAAUAGUUUUAUCUCGCUGCAUGCAGUUGAAUCGCUAAAUGGUGAGAGAGAGAGUGUGUGUCAUGGUGGUGUGAUCCUGUGUGUCUCCUCUGUGCCAUGGAGAAGCCGUGGAGGCUGUGGGGCUCGGUGGAGCGCUGUGCCCUGGCCUUGGCCUCCUGGUCCUGGGGUGCCUGUCGCAUCUCCCUCCUGGCCCUCAUCCUCACCUUCCACCUCUACGGAGGCUUUUUUCUCUUGGCUCUCAUCCUGGCCUCGGUGGCCGCCAUCCUCUACAAGUUCCAGGACGUGCUGCUCUAUUUCCCCGACCAGCCCUCCUCCUCCCGGCUCUACGUGGCCACGCCCACAGGCAUCCCCCAUGAGAACGUCUACAUCCGCACCAAGGACGGCGUGCGCCUCAACCUUAUCCUGCUCCGCUACACUGGCGGAGACAGCCUUGACAACCCCGGGGUCGCCCCCGGCAAUGCAUCUAACCCUGCCUCCAAGGCCCCGCCCACCAUCCUUUAUUUCCAUGGCAACGCGGGCAACAUCGGGCACCGGGUGCCCAACGCUCUGCUGAUGCUGGUGAACCUGAAGGCCAACGUGGUGCUGAUGGACUACCGGGGGUAUGGGAAGAGCGAAGGUGAGCCCAGUGAGGACGGCCUGUGCCUGGAUGCCCAGGCCACGCUGGACUAUGUGAUGACCCGGCCCGACCUGGACAAGACCAAGGUGAUGCUGUUCGGCCGCUCUCUGGGGGGCGCGGUGGCGGUGCGCCUGGCCUCGGCCAACCCUCAUCGGGUGGCAGCCAUCGUGGUGGAGAAUACCUUCCUCAGCAUCCCGCACAUGGCAGCCACGCUUUUCUCCUUCCUGCCCAUGAGGCUGCUGCCCCUGUGGUUCUACCGGAACCAGUUCCUGUCCUACAGACAGGUGCCGCUGUGCCGGAUGCCCUCGCUGUUCGUGUCGGGCCUAUCGGACCAGCUCAUCCCGCCUGUCAUGAUGAAGCAACUUUACGAGCUGUCGCCGGCACGGACUAAACGGCUGGCCAUCUUCUCUGAGGGCACGCAUAACGACACGUGGCAGUGCCAGGGCUACUUCGCCGCCCUGGAGCAGUUUGUCAAGGACCUGAUGAAUAGCCACACCCGUGAGGAGAGUGUCCAGUCCACAGCCAGCGUCACCAUCAUCUAAUCUAGAGAGAGGAAGAGGGUGGGUGUGGUCUAGAGAAAACCCUACAGUCCAUACUCCCUAGUCACUUGUUUAGAUCAGAUACCAUUGAAGAGGUGUAAUAAGCAAUAUGGUAAAAGCUAGGGCAAGGUGCAGCCAACCACUACCAUAUUGCUUAUACCUGUCCAGUUCUUUAUGAUCUAUUUGUGAACAAUGACUGCAGUGGGUGAACAUGUACUUGUUAUGGCCUUCUUUGAAUGAUUUACACACCAUACCAUACACAACCAUGUUCGUCCUGUCAAACACAACCACACUUUUUAAGAACACUUCAAAAAACGAAGAAGAAAAUAAACUACUGGAGGAGGUCUGCCAAAGGUGCACCUGAAUUUCGAUAAUUCAAUGACAAUGUUUAACUAACACAAUAGCAUUUCAGUAAAUCAAUAAGAAAUGUUUGACCAAUAUGAUAGUGUUUCAGUAAUUCAAUAAAAAAAGUUUGAGUUUAUUUUAAUUGUGUAAUCUACUGUUAUUUCAUGACACACUGUUUAAAGUUACAUGUGUGAGGAUUUUAUAGACCUCGUAGUAUCUUCAUAGUUUCAUAUUCGACUUUUUACCGAAAAUCCCGUUCAUAUCAGCCGAUAGAUAGUGCCAUAUGGGCUGAAUCAUAUUGGCUAUGUAUGUGGUACUGUGAAAAGGUGCAUGCACAACCUUGCAGUUUCACUUAAUGUUUCACUCCCAAACUAUUUUGUUGUUGUAAAUGGCCAGAUUAUAUUCCAAUGUUGCAUAAAUCCCAUUCUACACUGUAUAUUCUCUGACAAUAAAUGUAAACGCCGAUGUGGCUGGA
Molecule: messenger RNA, 2111 nt
Organism: Coregonus clupeaformis (lake whitefish)
Lineage: Eukaryota; Metazoa; Chordata; Actinopteri; Salmoniformes; Salmonidae
Product: protein ABHD13-like
Exons: 2
Coding region: 233-1294 (353 amino acids)
Cellular component (GO): membrane
Molecular function (GO): palmitoyl-(protein) hydrolase activity
Source: RefSeq, a predicted model, not a curated record